This is a messenger RNA of Lactuca saligna, 428 nucleotides long. The record is from the annotation of a GenBank genome assembly. Lineage: Eukaryota; Viridiplantae; Streptophyta; Magnoliopsida; Asterales; Asteraceae.
CGAAAUUCCCAAAAGAUAAACUAACCUAAAUUGUACUCCACACAAUGGUCAAUCUAUUUGAAACAUGUAUAAUGAUGUUUUGUAUAAGCUUUUUGGUAUUGUUUCCUUGCCAUCAAUGUAAUGGUUACAUAUUAAGUAAUGUUGGUGCUGGAAAACCACCAAAGUGUAAUAUAGAAUGUAAGAAGGUUAAAAAUGAGGAUUACUGUUGUUGUGGUUUCGAAGAUACCCCGUGCAGCGGAAGCCUCGAUGUUUGUAUUAAAAAUUGUGCUGCGGCUAAAUAUUGUUGUGUUUACACUAAUUAUGGCGGAUACGGGUCUAAGGUGGAUAUAGCCGCCUCAAUGGUCGGGGAAUUCGAUGUCGCUGCAACCAUCUUCGGCGAAGCUUACGUUGUCGGGGCUUGGGCAGGAGAAGGAGGCGGCGGCGUUUGA